Molecule: messenger RNA, 3358 nt
Organism: Myotis daubentonii (Daubenton's bat)
Lineage: Eukaryota; Metazoa; Chordata; Mammalia; Chiroptera; Vespertilionidae
Gene: ZNF786
Product: zinc finger protein 786
Biological process (GO): regulation of DNA-templated transcription
Molecular function (GO): DNA-binding transcription factor activity, RNA polymerase II-specific; RNA polymerase II cis-regulatory region sequence-specific DNA binding
Source: RefSeq, a predicted model, not a curated record
GGAGCAGCGAAAGGCCAUGGCUGAGCGGGCUCCGGCGACUCCUGUGAAAGGGUAGUUCGACCCCCAAAGGGGUCAUGACCCACAGGUUGAGAACUGCUGCUUUAGAGACACAGAAGAAGAGACACAGAAACCUAGAUACUCCAAAGGAAAAGGCCAUAUGACAGCAGAGAACGGCAGCUUUAAGCCAAGCUAUGCCAAGGGUGGACAGCCACCACCAGGCACAAGGGAAGGGCAUGGAAUAGAGUCUCCAUUGGAGCCUUCAGAGAGAGCUGGGCCUGCUAACACUCUGUUUUCGGACUAGCCACCAGAAUUGUGAGAGGACACGUUUUCAUUGUUUUAAGCCAUCUAGUUUGUGGUACUUUAUUACAACAGCCCUAGAACACUAAUACACAGACUUUCAAGAGCAGUAUUUGGGACAAUUGACUUUCCAUUGGGGGAAAAAAGCAAAAAACAUUGAGGUACCUCUGACUUUUGAGGAUAUUGCCAUUUACUUCUCGGAGCAAGAAUGGCAGGAUCUAGAGGCCUGGCAGAAGGAGCUUUACAAGCGUGUGAUGAGAACCAAUUAUGAGAUUCUGGUUUCUCUAGAUGGUGGACUUCCCAAACCGGAGCUGAUAUCCCGGAUUGAACAGGGGAGAGAGCUCUUCAGGAAUUUCGGAGAACCACAGAAGUCAGGAAACGUGAUUUUCAACCCUGCUGAUUUGCAUUUCGAUCCAGUUAUUGAGGGACAGCAGUUUUGGAUUUCAGGAAGCCAGCAAGCUGUGAAUUCAAGAGAAUCCGAAUGCCAUUUCCAAGUCGAUCCUCUUGAGAGCCAGGGUUCCUCCGAACCCUUACUAAGAAAAAAUGAAGAUGUUUCCUUCAGGCCGGACCAAAACAUCACCUUCAUGAAGCCAGACAGACACGAUCCACGGGCUCUCCUCCCAGCAGCCCACCAUUCCUGGAAACCCACCCACAGAGAAAGACUCUUGAACCCCAGAACUCUGGGUCCCCCAGGCCUCCAGGAGAUGACCUCCUGGGAGGGCACCCCACAUCCUUGCCCUGUCUGUGGGGAAAGCUUUUGGAAGAAGCAUCGUGUAGAGAAGCACCAGGGGAGCCACUCGAAGGACCAGCCGCAUGGGGCCUGGAAGAAACUCGGCAGACAAGCUGACCUGCGGCAUCAGUGGAGCACCCCUCGGGGACAGAGGCACUUCCGAUGUCAUGAAUGUGGGAGGAGCUUCUGCCUAAAGCGGGAUUUGUUUAACCAUCUGGCCACACACACAGGGAAGAGCCCACUGCAGUGCCCUGAUUGCAGUAUGUGCUUCCAUCACAAGUGGACCCUCUUCAGCCACCACCUUCUGCACCAGGGGGAGAGCCCUUCCCAGUGCCCCAGAUGUGACACGAGCUUUCUCCCCAAGACCAGCAUACAGGCUCACCAGGGCCAGCGCAGCGGGGCGAGGCCAGUCUUCCCGAGAGAGGGCGACAGGGCCUUCUGUGAGAAGGCCAGGCUCAGCAGUGUGCACUCAGGACAGAGGCCAGGCCCAGGCCUGCCUCUUGAGGAGCGCUGCCACUUGAUGGGGGGCAUGGAGCGUGUCCUCCAGCGCUGCCCUGCCAGAGAGAGGCCAUUCCUUUGCACAGCAUGUGACAAGUGCUUCUCUACCAGGGCCAAGCUCACCAGCCAUGUCAGGGUGCACCAGGGGGAAAAGCCCUUCCCGUGCCUGGAGUGUGGUAAGAGCUUCCGCCUGAGGGGCCUGCUGAAGGUCCACCAGCGUGUGCACAGUGGAGAGAGACCCUUCUCCUGCAGGAAGUGUGGCAAGGGGUUCAGCAAACAGUGCAGACUCGCCGAGCACACCCGAGUGCACAGCGGGGAGAAGCCUUUCUGGUGUGCCGAGUGUGGCAGGAAUUUCCGCCAGAGGGGACAGCUGCUGAGGCACCAGCGACUGCACACGGAUGAGAAGCCCUUCCAGUGCCCCGAGUGUGAGCUGAGCUUCCGUCUGAAGAGCAUGUUGAGAGCCCACCGGCUCCGACACAGUGGGGAGAGGCCAUUCUCCUGCAGUGAGUGUGGCCGCGGCUUCACUCACCAGUGCAAGCUCCGGGAGCACCUGCGUGUGCACAGCGGGGAGAGGCCUUUCCAGUGCCCCGAGUGUGACAAGAGCUUCCGCCUGAAGGGCAUCCUGAAGGCCCACCAGCGCACCCACAGCGCCGAGAGGCCGUUCUCCUGUGCGGAGUGCGGCAAGGGCUUCACCAGGCGGUCUAAGCUCACCGAGCACCUGCGCGUGCACAGUGGGGAGAGGCCCUUCCAGUGCGCCGACUGCGACCGGAGUUUCCGCCUCAAGGGGCAGCUGCUGAGUCACCAGCGCCUGCACACCGGAGAGAGGCCCUUCCAGUGCCCGCAGUGUGACAAGAGCUACCGUGUGAAGGCAGACAUGAAGGCCCACCAGCUGCUGCACAGCGGGCAGAUGCCGUUCUCCUGUGAGUGUGGCAAAGGCUUUGCCAAGCAGUCAAAACUUGUCGAACACAUCAGGACACACACAGGGGAGAAGCCUUUUCGGUGUCUGAAAUGUGACAAGAGUUUCCGCUUGAAGGCACAGCUGCUCAGCCACCAAGGCCUGCACACAGGAGAGCGACCUUUCCACUGCCCUGAGUGUGACAAAACCUUCCGGGAAAAGGGACACAUGCUUAGGCACCAGCGCAUACAUCGGCCAGAAAGGCCUUUUGCCUGUGGCGACUGUGGGAAGGGCUUCAUUUAUAAGUCCAAACUUGCUGAACACAUCCGAGUGCACACAAAAUCCUGUCGUGCUCCGAGUGGGCCUGACAUUCAGAAACGGCUCAGCCAGCUGUUUGCCAUGAUCGAGGCUGACUGGAGCUGAGACAGAGUGGCAGCCAUCCAGAUAAGCAGCCAUCGGGCUCAUGGUGCCUGGGGAUCCACAGCAACCAUAGCUGAACCCACUGCUGCACACGCUGGUGGACCUUCAGCAGGCCGCUCGGGGAAGCUCUUGUCACACUCCAGGCACAGGUUUCAGGAACAAGGGCCCCUUUUGAGCAAGAAUGUAAUACAAGUUAGGAAUAUAAGAAACCACUAAGAAUUUUCUUAAAUCAUCACCAGUUGUAUUUUCUAUCCAUUGAUAAAAAGAGACAUUUGUUUUUCCUACCAUCUUAAGUGGCAAUUUUACCCAAAUACUUAGCUAGCUUUGAAAUCCCAGGUUGAAUUGAGACAGGAAAUCCCUCUAGUACUGGCUGUUACAUGUCAUUCCCCUUUUCUUUUUUCAUAUAUGAUCCUAAGCUGGCGUGGUUUCAAUCCAGUGAAUUUUGUUGCAGACAUUAGAUUUGGUUAGAUUGACUUGUUUGGAAACUGAUAGUAAUAAAACAAGUUUUCUGAAUGGUU